GAGAGAAUGCCCCUUAAUAAGUCUACAAACUAACAAAUUAAAGUCGGAAUAAAUCUUUAAAUAUUUUCAUUUCUUUAAUAUUUGGCUAAGACAAAUGUUUAUUUUGCUUCUCAUUCCUUUGUUAGAAAUCAAAUCUUUUGUUCAGAAUGAAAGUCAUUAGCAAACUCAAAAUUCCAAAAAAAUCUCCCAAAAUCAUUAAUAAUUUAAAUCUGAAUGAAACUCAUUUGAUACCUUUAAUCCACACUUGCAAAAAUAUCCUUCAAAUCCAGCAAAUCCAUGCCCAAAUUAUUCACCAAAAUUUAUUAUCAGAUAGUAGAAUUAUUACUCAGUUAAUAUCAUCUGCUUCUCUAAACAAAUCCAUAAACUAUGCUUUAUCUAUUUUUAAUUGUUUUAGGGGCCCAAAUUUGUAUUUAUUUAAUGCUUUAAUUAGAGGGUUAAAGGAGAACUCUUUAUUUGAGAAAUCAAUUUUGUAUUUUAGGUUAAUGCUUAAAAUGGGUAUUAAACCUAAUAAGCUUACAUAUCCAUUUGUGUUGAAAUCUUUAACUGCAUUGUGUGAAAAAAGACUUGGUAGUGUUAUUCAUUGUGGGGUUUUGAAAAUGGGUUUGGAAUAUGAUGUGUUUGUUAGGGUUUGUUUGGUUGAAAUGUAUGUGAAAAAUGAGUCAUUUGAUCUUGCAUUGCAACUGUUCGACGAAAGUCCCGAGAGAAAUAAGGAUGAGAGUGUGCUUUUGUGGAAUGUUGUGAUUUAUGGGUGUUGUAGGGCUGGGUGGGUGGGUAAGGCGUUGGCCUUGUUUGAGGAAAUGCCUGAGAGAAAUGCGGGUUCUUGGAAUACGAUGCUUAGUGGGUUGUUGAGGAAUGGAGAGGUGGAUAAAGCGAUGGAAUUUUUCGAUGGGAUGGAGAGGAAUGAAAAGAAUGUUGUUUCUUGGACUUGUGUGAUUAGCGGGUUAACUCUAAAUGGGUUGCAUCAAAAGGCUUUGGAUUUGUUUUUUAAGAUGGUGGAAGAAGGUAUAAAGCCGAAUGGUUUAACUACCGUAUCUGCUCUUUCUGCUUGUGCGAAAACUGGGGCAUUAGAGGCAGGUAGAAAGAUUCAUGAUAGUGUUAUGAACAAUGGGCUUCAUUUGAACGUAGCAGUUGCUAAUGCUUUGGUUGAUAUGUAUGCGAAAUGCGGGUGUAUUGAGUCUGCAAGCCUGGUUUUUAGUAGAUUAAAGGAGAAGGAUAUUCGUACGUGGAGCAUAAUGAUAUGGGGUUGGGCAAUUCAUGGACAUGUAGAUAAAGCUCUUAGGUGUUUUGAACAGAUGAGAUUGGCUGGAAUCAAACCUGAUGGAGUUUCUUUCCUUGCUGUUUUAACUGGAUGCUCUCAUGCUGGUCAUGUGGAUCAGGGCCUUCAAAUCUUUGAUAGCAUGCAGCAUGAGUGUUCAAUUGAGCCCACUAUGAAACAUUAUGCUGCAGUAGUAGAUCUACUUGGCAGGGCUGGUCGAUUUGAUGAGGCCUUGAAAUUUAUCGGAAGUAUGCCCUUGGAGCCAGAUUAUGUUAUUUGGGGUGCACUUUUUUCUGCUUGCAGAGCUCACAAGAACAUUGAAGUGGCAAAAGUUGCAUCAGAGAAGCUCUUACAGCUUGAGCCAAAGCAUGCUGGGAGCUAUGUGUUUUUGUCUAAUGUUUAUGCUAGAGCAGGGAGAUGGGAUGAUGUAGAAAGCGUUAGGAGUUCAAUGAAGAACAAAAAUGUUGAGAAGAAUCCUGGAUGGAGUUCAAUGGAGGUGGAUGGUCAAUUGCAUACAUUUGUUGCUGGUGAUAAUGCUCAUACACGUAAACAGGAGAUAUACUCGAAAUUGGAGGAAAUUAUUAGAGGAGCUAAACAACAAGGUUACGUGCCUGAAACUGAGUGGGUGCUUCAUAACAUUGAUGAGGAAGAGAAGGAAGGAGCAUUGGGAAGUCAUAGUGAAAAGUUAGCACUUGCUUUUGGGCUCAUAAGUACUGGUCCUGGUGUGAUCAUUAUGAUUGUGAAGAACCUUAGAGUGUGUGGUGACUGCCACUCUCUAAUGAAGUAUGUCAGCAGGAUGAGUCAAAGGGUGAUUGUGUUAAGAGAUAUAAAGAGAUUCCACCAUUUCAAAGAUGGAGUUUGCUCCUGUAAAGAUUACUGGUGAACUAAUAAGUGUUGCCCGACUUGCAAUUUCAUCUCAUGUUUGCUAGGGAAGAAUAUCCCAAGAUCAGAGAUAACUCAAGGAGACCAUCCCUUAAGUCUUGGGAAGAAUAGCAUCUGGAAUCAGUUAUUCCAGCACCGGGUGUCCGAGUCUCUUUGAGCCCCGACUAAUCCCGGGGGUGCACAGGCCCUCGGCAAGGAGUUUCCCGCAAGUGCACCACGGUUAAUUCAGGGUUUCCCCAGUCCGAUGGCCCCCAGAAAUUGUUUGCACCUAGCGGGUUUCGAACUUGAGACCCUGAAGGGGAGCACCCCAAGGCUCAAGUCAAUUGCCACCAGGCCAACCCCUGAGGGUUCCACCAGGCCAACCCCUGAGGCAAGAAUUCUGCUUUGUGGAGUCAACUCGUGUUCCGCUUUUUGUUGUGUCUUGAAGCUGUUGUCAAGUAC
Molecule: messenger RNA, 2578 nt
Organism: Lycium barbarum (goji berry)
Lineage: Eukaryota; Viridiplantae; Streptophyta; Magnoliopsida; Solanales; Solanaceae
Product: pentatricopeptide repeat-containing protein At1g04840-like
Exons: 3
Coding region: 147-2138 (663 amino acids)
Biological process (GO): RNA modification
Molecular function (GO): protein binding; zinc ion binding; RNA binding
Source: RefSeq, a predicted model, not a curated record